AUGAAUCCCAACACUCAAACAGCGCCGCAAUCCCAGGAGAACAACGGCACCCACCGAUUCGAUCCCAACUUCACAGAUGCCGUCAUCAACGCUAUUGGGCCAAAUGUCCCAGACCGGACACGGUUCGUCAUGAGCAAGUUGAUUCGCCAUCUUCACGACUUCAUCCGUGAAGUCGAGCUUACCAAUGACGAGUGGUUCGAGGGUGUUCGAUUCGUUAACUCCAUUGGCAAGACCACCACCAACACCAGGAACGAAGCCCACCGCAUCUCCGAUGUUUUGGGUGUAGAAUCAUUGGUCGAUGAAAUCGCCCACAUGCACAUCAACGAGUCUGGCGAGACACCCACUUCUUCCACCAUUCUGGGUCCCUUCUGGUCGCCUCACUCACCCUUCCGUGAGCUUGGUGAUUCCAUUGUCCGCAACCCACAUCCCGAUGGCCAGUUGACUCUUAUGCACGGUGUGAUCCGCGACCUCGACACGAAGAAGGGCAUUCCCAACGCUGUCAUUGACAUCUGGCAAGCCAGUGCCAACGGAAAGUACGAUUUCCAGGACCCCGAGAACCAAGAGCCCAACAACUUGAGGGGCAAGUUCACCACAAACGAGAAGGGCGAGUACUGGUACUACUGCUACAAGCCAACCGCAUACUCGCUACCCACUGAUGGUGCUGCUGGACAACUCUUCAAGACGCUCGACCGCCACCCCUUCCGCCCCGCACACAUUCAUCUCAUGGUCUCGGCCGACAACUACAAGCCUCUCAUCACCCAACUAUACCCCCGUGACGAUCCAUGGGUCACCAACGACACCGUCUUUGCUGUCAAGGAUGAUCUGCUGCUCGACUUCAAGCCUGCCAAGGACGACAAGGCGAAGCUCGACUUGGAAUACAACGUCACAUUGGCGCCAGCAGGCAAGAAGACCACCAGGCUGGAAGGCAUCCCAAGGCUGCCCAACGUGUUCGAUGAGCAGAGCCGAUUGUAA
This is a messenger RNA of Plenodomus lingam JN3, 972 nucleotides long. RefSeq lists its product as uncharacterized. Gene Ontology annotation, molecular function: ferric iron binding; catechol 1,2-dioxygenase activity. Gene Ontology annotation, biological process: catechol-containing compound metabolic process. NCBI's taxonomy places the organism in Eukaryota, Fungi, Ascomycota, Dothideomycetes, Pleosporales, Leptosphaeriaceae. The record is from RefSeq and is a predicted model, not a curated record.